Messenger RNA from Neltuma alba, 2514 nucleotides. RefSeq names its product transmembrane 9 superfamily member 12. Lineage: Eukaryota; Viridiplantae; Streptophyta; Magnoliopsida; Fabales; Fabaceae. The record is from RefSeq and is a predicted model, not a curated record. Gene Ontology annotation, biological process: protein localization to membrane. Gene Ontology annotation, cellular component: membrane. The transcript is spliced from 2 exons. The coding region runs from base 169 to 2148 and encodes 659 amino acids.
GACCCAACAAUAUCGUGUUCUUCGCAUUUCUCUAUUUCCAUUUCUUCGCUCCCCGACGAUCUGGCGCGUUGAGAUCUCUCUCGGCAGAAUCCUUGAUUCAGUUUUGAAUGCAUCAGUCGAGUUAGCUGAUUCACAGGAAAAGUAUCUGCUGUUAUUUCGUUCAAUCAAAUGGAGUUACCUUCCCCAAGGAAAAUCUGGAUCAACCGGGUUUUCCUGUCUAUCAUUGUCUUCUCCCAAUUUAGCAAUGCUUUUUAUCUUCCUGGAAGCUACAUGCACACUUAUUCCAAUGGAGAUCCCAUAUAUGCCAAAGUUAAUUCAUUGACUUCUAUUGAAACUGAGCUUCCGUUCAGCUACUACAGUCUCCCGUACUGUAAGCCCCAUGGUGGCGUAAAGAAAAGUGCUGAGAAUCUUGGAGAACUUCUUAUGGGAGAUCAGAUUGAUAACUCACCCUAUCGUUUCAGAAUGAAUACCAAUGAGACAGUCUACCUAUGUACUACUCCUUCGUUAAAUGAGCAUGAGGUAAAGCUGUUGAAACAAAGAACACGGGAUCUAUACCAGGUAAAUAUGAUCCUUGAUAACUUACCAGUUAUGAGGUUUGCUAAUCAAAAUGGGGUUAAGAUUCAGUGGACAGGGUUUCCAGUUGGGUAUACUCCACCUGAUGGUGGGGCGGACUACAUCAUUAACCAUCUCAAAUUCACAGUCUUGGUUCAUGAAUAUGAAGGUAGUGGUGUUCAGAUUAUUGGAACUGGAGAGGAAGGAAUGGGUGUUAUCUCUGAAGCUGACAAGAAGAAAGCAUCUGGGUAUGAAAUAGUUGGUUUUCAGGUUGUCCCUUGUAGUAUUAAACAUGAUCCUGAAGCUAUGACAAAGUACCACUUGUAUGAUAAUCUCUCCCCAAUAAGCUGCCCAGCUGAGAUCGACAAGUAUCAAAUAAUUAGGGAGCAGGAGAGGGUAUCGUUUACAUAUGAGGUUGAAUUUGUAAAGAGUGAUAUAAGAUGGCCAUCACGUUGGGAUGCUUAUUUGAAGAUGGAGGGUGCUCGAGUACACUGGUUCUCAAUCCUAAAUUCACUGAUGGUGAUUUUUUUCCUAGCAGGUAUUGUUUUUGUCAUUUUCUUAAGAACUGUGAGAAGAGACUUGACAAGGUAUGAAGAAUUGGACAAAGAGGCACAAGCUCAGAUGAAUGAGGAGCUUUCAGGAUGGAAACUUGUUGUGGGUGAUGUAUUUAGAGAGCCUGAUUGCUCAAAGCUUCUCUGUGUGAUGGUUGGUAAUGGGGUUCAGAUUACUGGAAUGGCUGCUGUUACUAUUGUUUUUGCAGCCCUUGGUUUCAUGUCACCUGCUUCCCGAGGGAUGCUUCUGACGGGGAUGAUAAUUCUAUAUCUUUUCCUGGGCAUUGCUUCUGGUUAUGUCGGUGUACGUCUCUGGAGAACCAUUAAGGGAACUCCAGAAGGAUGGAGGUCAAUUUCCUGGCUUGCAGCAUGCUUUUUCCCCGGAAUUGCGUUUGUCAUAUUAACAGUGUUGAAUUUUAUUCUCUGGGGCAGCAACAGUACUGGUGCUCUUCCCAUUUCCUUAUACUUUGAACUGUUCUUCCUUUGGUUCUGUAUUUCAGUGCCACUUACCCUUGUUGGUGGAUUUAUGGGGACAAGAGCUCAUCCAAUUGAAUAUCCUGUGCGAACUAAUCAGAUUCCAAGGGAAAUUCCGGCACGCAAAUACCCAUCAUGGCUUCUUGUUCUCGGUGCAGGAACCCUUCCAUUUGGAACCCUAUUCAUUGAGCUCUUCUUCAUCCUUUCCAGUAUUUGGCUUGGGAGGUUCUACUAUGUAUUUGGCUUUCUGUUGGUAGUUCUUCUACUGCUGGUCAUUGUUUGUGCUGAAGUGUCCGUGGUUCUCACCUAUAUGCAUCUUUGUGUGGAAGAUUGGCGGUGGUGGUGGAAGGCAUUCUACGCUUCAGGCUCUGUUGCCCUUUAUGUCUUCUUGUACUCUAUCAAUUAUUUGGUUUUCGACCUUCAGAGUCUGAGUGGACCUGUCUCAGCUGCCCUCUACCUUGGCUAUUCACUGCUCAUGGCAAUUGCAAUCAUGUUAUCAACCGGUGCCAUUGGCUUCCUAAUGUCAUUUUACUUUGUGCACUACUUGUUCUCCUCAGUAAAGAUAGAUUAAGGUUCUGUUGCCAUCAAUCAUCAACUAAGCAAAAGGGGGUCUGGCACGCAGGAAGAGGAAAAUCUAUGUAACUUUUGCUGAGUUUUGUUUCUUGAUUCUAUAACAGCGUAUUGCUAUCCUUUGCCUUGGUAGUUGUCAACUGAUUUUAUUUCGCCAUGUGAUAUGCAAUUUGUUCCCCACCCUGCCUUUUCCCCUCUUUAGUGGUUUUGUAGUUUGCUCAAUUGUCUAGUGCUUGAGCUCCUUUUUUCUUAGCGUGUUUAAUCAAAUUGCCCUUGAAAGUUAUAAUUGCUCAGACUGUCAUCCCCCUUAUUUAUCCAAGUACUUUAGAGUAAUGAUAGUUGGAUACUUCUAGAUUUCUGUUCGGUU